AUGGAUGACAAUAUAGAAGGAUUAACACCUGUCGCAGUCGACUUAGAAUUUGACUCGGACUCAGGCUAUGCUGAUGAGUUGGCAUCUUACUCAACUUCGCUGGCAUCUUCAGCGCUGGACUAUCGCUAUGAAUUAGGCAGACGAUAUCAUGCCUAUCGUCAAGGCCGCCAUUUUCUCCCAAAUGAUGAACAAGAACAGGAUCGCAUGGAUCUUACGCAUACCGAGAUGAUGCUUCUACUUGAUAAUAAUCUGUACCUUGCACCCAUCAGCCACCCUCAGCGGGUAAUCGAUCUCGGAACCGGUACAGGGAUAUGGGCGAUCGAUUUCGCCGACAUCCACCCCGAAUCACAGGUUAUUGGCAAUGAUCUCUCGCCGAUCCAACCUCAUUCCAUACCGCCGAAUCUCCAGUUUAUAGUUGAUGACAUCGAAGACGAAUGGGGCUAUGAAAAUAAUCCUUUCGACUUCAUUCACGCUCGCUACCUGGCAGGCUCGAUUAGGGAUUGGCCACGGCUCAUGAAGCAAACUUACACAUGCACGAAACCUGGAGGCUGGGUUGAAUUCCAGGACUGGGAUUGUAUGAUUGAAUGCCAUGACGGUAGCAUACCAGAGGAUUCCCCGUUCUGGAUAUGGCAUAAAGCUGCUCUCGGGCGAAUUGAGGCGACCAAUACCGGCAGGCCUGGACCUCAUCUAGAAAGAUGGGUCCGAGAUGCUGGCUUUGUCAACGUUGUUGUGAAGAGGUUUGUAAUUCCACAUAACAUUUGGCCGAAGGACGAACGACUGAAGCGCAUUGGUGCCUUGAAUUUACUUCAGUGGGAGAAGGGUCUAGAAGGCAUAUCCAUCGGAUGUCUAAGCAGAUCGAUGUCCGAUGAACCUGCAUGGUCAAUGGAAGAGAUCCAGGUCUUGAUAGCGAAAGUGAGAGCAGACGGCAGAAAUCGCAAAUUUCAUGGUCAGUACAGCUUGUAA
This is a messenger RNA of Rhinocladiella mackenziei CBS 650.93, 963 nucleotides long. RefSeq lists its product as uncharacterized. The coding region runs from base 1 to 963 and encodes 320 amino acids. Lineage: Eukaryota; Fungi; Ascomycota; Eurotiomycetes; Chaetothyriales; Herpotrichiellaceae. Gene Ontology annotation, molecular function: methyltransferase activity. The record is from RefSeq and is a predicted model, not a curated record. The transcript has a single exon.